Messenger RNA from Eurytemora carolleeae, 1559 nucleotides. RefSeq lists its product as uncharacterized. The transcript has 14 exons. Lineage: Eukaryota; Metazoa; Arthropoda; Copepoda; Calanoida; Temoridae. The coding region runs from base 39 to 1559 and encodes 506 amino acids. The record is from RefSeq and is a predicted model, not a curated record.
CAGUGGAACACAGGCAGACAGCUUGAAGAACGAACACAAUGAGAUCGAGCAUACUACACAUUCUUCUAUACAUUGGGAUAGUUUUAGCUCAAAGAGAUAUUGUGGUAAACCAGCGAGCGAGACAAAGACGACCUAUAAUUAAUCAGGUGGCAUCUGAAGUCUCUAGUAACGAGGAUAAAAAUAGAAUCAGUAGUGAUGUUACUCAAAGAGACAGAUCAUUCGACGAAACUCCGUAUUUCGAAAGAGGAGUGUCGGAACGUCAUACCUCUUCUUCAGAACGAGUCGAAGCUCCGUAUUUGGAGCGCGGUGGUUCCGCCCGACGACGAAUAAAUAUAAAUGAAAUUCGUCGGGAAAAUUCGGCCGACGAAUAUUCGGAAUCAAUCAGUGAGGAUUCAAAUAUUCGACAAGUGCCCGAUAUGUCGGAUCAAGUUCAAGUUCAACGACGAACAGUUGUUCGACAAAGAUAUUCAGAUUUGUCGACAAGAAUUCGAACUGCUGAGGUCGACCAGACAAACUCGAGGUCGACCGAGGUCAGUCCGGAGGUAAAGUUCGAGGCUAGCCCUCGUUCAAGGUCGAGGUCAAGAUUAAGAUCUCGAGUAUCCGCCUCGGAGCCGAGUGUUUCGGCGGAGACUAGGGCGGAGGAACCAGAUACAUUCAGACAGAGAGGGCGAUCAAGGCUAGUUGUUCAGCCUACAGCCAGGUCAGAAGAAGAGCCAAGAUCUAACCCGAGGUCGCUGGAGGUCACGGAUAAUACGAGGUCAUCUUCAUUGGGUGCUAGAGGGCGGGAAUACUCAAGGAAUAGUAUAAGAGCAGAAAGUUCUGUUAGGGGUUCAAGCUCAACCAAAUCCGAAAACAGAAGGGUUGAAAUAGACACAAAAAAUAAUGAAAAACAGGUGUUCCGAGUCAAAUUUCCAAAGAAAAAUCUAAUUCCAGGUGUUCCAAGAAUUAAGAUUAAAGAAUAUCAGAGGAUUUUUAUUGACAAAACUGGUUCUUUUGUACGUCGUCAGUAUACGUACUGUAAAGCAAAGAAGCCAAUUGAAGAAGAUGAAAUAGAGCCUAAUGAGCAUCUCUAUGAGUAUGAAGAUACAAAUAUUCAGUCUUCAAAACCAGAGAAAGACGACUUUAUCCUUGUUACUCAUCAGGUUGCAGCCAAAACUAUCUUCACAGUAUUGGAUGGAUUAGAGACCAAAUCCUUAUUCAUUGAUACAUAUACAACUAGUCUACAGACUGUGAGUAUUAGGUCGUUGCAAUCCACAAACAUAGAAGACAGUACAGUUAUAUUUGCUAACGUACAUACAUCUUUCGGAUAUGGUGUACAGGAACACGGAAAAUACACUCGAGUAUUCAACUAUAUACAAUGUACAGACUGUUACCGUCAGGCCAGUCUGACUCCGGAUAUUUCUAAUAUUGGAUCUCUUCUUCAAAAUGUGCUUCUAGGUAUCCUUGGGAACAAUCUUCUCCCUGGACUAGGUGGACUAGGUGGAUCCCAGAAUGGACUUGUUGGACCUCAAAUACCUGGACCUCCACACACUAAACUCAUCACGCACACCAGGGACUAA